GCCGCCUACCCGAUUAGCUCCCGCUCGCCGGUGGAAGGCUGUCCUCCCUCACCAUCACCCAAUAUUCUACAACACCACUCGACUCAGACCUGGCUCCUCAUCAAGCGGAACAUCCAACUGCGACCAUUCAGACUUCCCCUCUCCGCGGGCGGAACAGCCGAGACCGGCGAGAUCACAACGGAGCACGCCAGCCUACCAAGGACCACUGGGAUAUUGGAUACCCGGUCGCGCGCGUGCGUGCCCUGCAGAGCGGACACCAUGGCGUCUCUGAUCCCGCUCAUCAACGACCUGAUACCCAUGAUCGUUUCCUCCUCGGUAUCCGUCACCAAAGCGAGCACCCUCCGCCCUCCCAAUGCAACUCUAGAUCCCGCUUCUGCGAACGAGGCCGAUGCCAUUGUAAGCAAAAGCGAUAAGCUCUGCGCCUCCGAUACCAUUGUUUACAUGGCUUCCGGAACCGGCAUCUUAUUCGUUAGCCCCGGUGCAGGGCAAGAAGUCAAACGACAUGAGCUGUCCUCGGGUGAUUUUGCCUUCAUUCCGUCCUGGACUGAGCACCAACUGUUGAACGAGUCGGAUCAAGAUACCGUGUGGGUCAUUACUCGCAGCGGUUCCCAGCCGGUCACGGUGGGCUUGACGGAUUGGGGAGGUGACCGGGCGAAGUGA
Molecule: messenger RNA, 660 nt
Organism: Colletotrichum orchidophilum
Lineage: Eukaryota; Fungi; Ascomycota; Sordariomycetes; Glomerellales; Glomerellaceae
Product: cupin
Exons: 3
Source: RefSeq, a predicted model, not a curated record